AUGGAGAAAUUCCUUAGACCAGACAAAUUGCAAAUUGACCCGGAAUCUCCAACUGCCUCAGAGGAAUGGACGCACUGGUUACAAACAUUCGAAGACUUUCUAACCAUGACAGAAUUCGUUGAAGACAAGGACAAACUGAAACUACUAACUAAUCGAUUAUCUUUUACUACUUAUAAAUUUAUCAAGGAAUCUGAAACUUACCAAGACGCUUUGAGAGUUCUUAACUCAAUUUACAUCAAACAAAAGAAUGAAAUAUUCUCAAGAUAUUUAGUAAUGACUAGAAAACAGCAACAAGGUGAGACUAUUGACAAAUAUGUGUCGGAACUGAAACUUUUGAGCCAAGAUUGCGUUUUUGAAGCUGUUAAUGCGAUUCAAUACAGGGAUCAUUACAUUCGUGAUGCUUUUAUCAAUGGCUUAGCCUCGUCAUACAUACGACAGAGACUAUUUGAAAAUAAAACUUUAGACCUAGCUGAAGCAGUGGAACAGUCUAGAGCUCUUGAAAUGGCUCAAGCUCAAGUCGAGAGCUAUCCAAAAUCUAUGUACGAAAUGCAAACUUGUGCAACGAAUGAAUUGGCAAAGCAAGCUUGUCAGUACGAAUUCGCACUACAACAAAAGGAAGAAGCGACUGUUUCCGCUAUUAAAAAUGUUGAUGGCAAGUGUUAUUUUUGUGGGCAUGAUAGACACUCUAGAGAUCGCUGUCCAGCCAGAGAAGCAACUUGUGGGAAAUGUAACAAGACAGGGCAUUAUGCGAGAGUCUGUAAAAGUAAUCCAACUCAACAUUUUAAAGUAAAACUGAAGACGUCUAGUACAUCAGCUGCACUAAUAGCAACUACACAUAAUACAUCUGUAUUGAAGGACUCUACAGUUGAAGCUAAAGUGAAUGGCCUGAAAGCAAAUUGCUUAAUAGACACCGGGAGUACAUCAAGCUUUGUAAACUUGAAGUUUGUUCAGUUAAACAAAAUUAAAAUGUAUAAUGAAAGUGGACAAGUAUCACUAGCUGCUUCUAAUAUGAAAUCAAACGUCCACGGGUUUGUUGAAAUCAACCUAAAUCUGUUGAAUCACAAUUACAACAAUUUUAAGAUGACUGUUCUUGAAGAUCUUUGUACUGACGUGCUUAUCGGACAUGAUAUCAUGAAACUCCACUCAAAUAUACAGGUUUGGUUUGGAGGUAAGAAACCUCCUCUGUUGGUGUGCUCCUGUGCCAAAGUUGAACCACCCAAACUAUUCUGCAAUUUAACUCCAGAUUAUCGGCUAGAAUCUCUACUGUCACUUCCUGUGCCCAAAGACCAAGUUUCACUAAAGCGAGUCCUAGGAUUUUUCGCUCACUAUUCAAAAUGGAUACAUCGGUUUUCUGAUAAAAUAAGAAACCUGACACAAGUCAAUUCUUUUCCUUUGUCACAGGAAGCGGUUGCAGAUUUUGAAUCCCUCAAACUUGACAUUGCGAACUCAGUAAUUACUCCUAGGAAUGGGCAAGAGCCACUGGUAGUGGAGACUGACGCAUCUGACAUAGCCGUGGCAGCAACUUUGAGUCAAGAUAAUCGGCCAAUUGCUUUUUUCUCACGGACUCUAAGCAAAUCUGAGAAGCUGUAUUCAGUUGUUGAAAAAGAAGCCGUUGCCAUUGUCGAAGCCCUUCGAAAAUGGAAAUCAUUUCUUAUCGGAAGGGACUUCAGAUUAUACACGGAUCAGCAAGCUUUAUCAUUUAUCUUUGACAAGAGGCAUACAAGCAAAAUCAAGAACGAUAAAGUUAUGAGAUGGGCGACUAGAGCUAACACCUUAUCAAUAUGA
Molecule: messenger RNA, 1785 nt
Organism: Macrosteles quadrilineatus (aster leafhopper)
Lineage: Eukaryota; Metazoa; Arthropoda; Insecta; Hemiptera; Cicadellidae
Exons: 2
Coding region: 1-1785 (594 amino acids)
Molecular function (GO): zinc ion binding; nucleic acid binding
Source: RefSeq, a predicted model, not a curated record